UUACCCUGCUGAUAUAUAUCAGAUUUCAUUUGUAGAUCUUUUUAAAUUUCCUACCGGAAGGCAAGCACAUUUAAUAGUUCCUCUACUUAUCAUUAUUACAUUUUCGCUGUUUUGAUGUCGGAAAUGGCUGACAAAAUGAAGGUGCCACAGCCUUCAGUUGGAGAAGAACCAACUCCCCCUGCAGAUGGAACUCCUAUGGAAGAACGUUCCUCUACAACGCUGUUGUUGGAGGGUGAUCCUGUGGAGCCGAAUCGCUGUUGCUGGAUCUGCUUGGCCACGGAUGAGGACGAGCGCCUGCCUUGGGUAAAUCCAUGUUUAUGUCCAGGAACCACCAAGUGGGUGCAUCAGCAUUGUCUCCUCCACUGGAUCGACGAGAAGACGCUGGAGGGGACCGGAGAACAAGAUGUUUCCUGUCCGCAGUGUCAGACGAAGUACGUCGUUUAUCCGACUUUAGGGAAGUUUGCUGUUGUGCUGAAAAUGAUCGACAUUUUGAUCUCCUGGUACCUGAGUCCUUUCCUGGCAGUGAUUUUUAUGGCGGUCUCUGUCUAUUGGCUAUCUAUUACAUACGGAGCGGUGACCUUUUUGCAAAUUGCUGGCCGGGAUCGCGGCAUGUCUAUAUUUCAAUCAGGCGAUCCUUCGAUUAUUUGGAUCCUGGUCGUACUUCCAUUAAUCCCAGUUGGUCUGAUACUCUGCCGCUUGAUUCCUUGGGAGGAUGCCCUGUUGCGCUUGUUCCGAAGUUGUGGGUCACUGCUGCGAAAUCUACCCUUCAUGAAGCACAACCGAGAAUUUGAGGAACAGAACAAUUCAGUUUUUAUACCUCUGCCGGAUCCCAUUUCGAGAGAACGCAUCAUCUGCGGGGCCAUCCUUCUGCCCACCAUAUCGUACCUAGUUGGAAAUCUCUUCUUCCAUUCUGUGGACAAUGCGUUGAGACGAACUCUUCUCGGAUGUUUUACUUUUGUUACUGUUAAAGGAAUCUUAAAAAUGUAUCUGAAGCAUCAGCAAUAUGUUCGCUGCUCAAAGCGUUACGUUCUAAAUUACACGGAGAAAGAAGCAGGACAGGAUCAGCCAGAUGGUUGAGGAGGAAGUCCUCUUUACCUCCAGACACACAACACAUCAUCUCGUGAUCAAUCGAUAUCUGGAAAAUAUCACCAAUGUAUUAAGCUAAAUCGUUUGUAAGCUAUAUAAUUACCGGUAAUCCAAGGUAUACCUAGUCCUGGUUCAUAUAUAACAAUUUAAAAUUUGCACCAAAAA
This is a messenger RNA of Drosophila biarmipes, 1251 nucleotides long. Its product is annotated as E3 ubiquitin-protein ligase MARCHF5. Bases 115 to 1077 code for a protein of 320 amino acids. The transcript has a single exon. NCBI's taxonomy places the organism in Eukaryota, Metazoa, Arthropoda, Insecta, Diptera, Drosophilidae. The record is from RefSeq and is a predicted model, not a curated record. Gene Ontology annotation, molecular function: zinc ion binding.